AUGGACGACUGCUCUGCUGACGAGGCGAUGGAUGUCUGCAUCGAAUCACCGGAGACUAGGCGCAUCUCCGAGAAACCUCUGCCGGUCGACCGGCCCUCCGGCUCUUUCCAUUCGGGCGCGGUACCACUCAACCCAUGGCUCUCAUAUAAUCAAGAGUUUCAUCAAAUCUCUGAUCAGACGCUCGAUGACUUGACCGAGGUGCUCGAACGACUGGUCGAAUCCGACCAUCCCGAGGUAACCGGCUGGGACGUAGAUUAUUCGCGGUUUGAUUACGAUAAGAGACGGAAGUCUUGGUUCUACAGUCGAGAAGGGAAUGAAUUGAUAGGCUUGAUGAGCUCGGAAAUCGACAGUAUUUUAGGCGCAAACUUCUUUUCCAAACUGUUACAAUCUUCCAACCUUUCACAACAGUAA
Molecule: messenger RNA, 411 nt
Organism: Puccinia triticina
Lineage: Eukaryota; Fungi; Basidiomycota; Pucciniomycetes; Pucciniales; Pucciniaceae
Exons: 3
Coding region: 1-411 (136 amino acids)
Biological process (GO): iron incorporation into metallo-sulfur cluster; intracellular iron ion homeostasis
Cellular component (GO): mitochondrion
Molecular function (GO): ferroxidase activity; iron chaperone activity; 2 iron, 2 sulfur cluster binding
Source: RefSeq, a predicted model, not a curated record